Dama dama (fallow deer) is the source of this 1574-nucleotide messenger RNA. It is a transcript of the gene ATP6V0D1, whose product is annotated as ATPase H+ transporting V0 subunit d1. The record is from RefSeq and is a predicted model, not a curated record. The coding region runs from base 90 to 1145 and encodes 351 amino acids. Gene Ontology annotation, molecular function: proton-transporting ATPase activity, rotational mechanism. NCBI's taxonomy places the organism in Eukaryota, Metazoa, Chordata, Mammalia, Artiodactyla, Cervidae. Gene Ontology annotation, biological process: vacuolar transport; vacuolar acidification; proton transmembrane transport. Gene Ontology annotation, cellular component: early endosome; vacuolar proton-transporting V-type ATPase complex; proton-transporting V-type ATPase, V0 domain. The transcript has 8 exons.
CCGCUGCGGCCGCCGCGUCAGCUGAUCUUAAGAGUUGUGCUGCGUGCCGGCCGGUCCGGGCCCUCCGGUCCAGCCGCCCCGCUGCAGCCAUGUCGUUCUUCCCGGAGCUUUACUUCAACGUGGACAAUGGCUACUUGGAGGGACUGGUGCGCGGCCUGAAGGCUGGGGUGCUCAGCCAGGCGGACUACCUCAACCUGGUGCAGUGCGAGACGCUCGAGGACCUGAAGCUGCACCUGCAGAGCACUGACUAUGGCAACUUCCUGGCCAACGAGGCUUCGCCACUGACAGUGUCUGUCAUUGACGACCGGCUCAAGGAGAAGAUGGUGGUGGAGUUCCGUCACAUGAGGAACCAUGCGUAUGAGCCGCUUGCCAGCUUUCUGGACUUCAUUACUUACAGCUACAUGAUCGACAACGUAAUCCUGCUCAUCACGGGCACGCUGCACCAGCGCUCUAUCGCCGAGCUUGUGCCCAAGUGCCACCCGCUCGGCAGUUUCGAGCAGAUGGAGGCCGUGAACAUCGCACAGACACCCGCUGAGCUCUACAAUGCUAUUCUGGUGGACACGCCCCUGGCGGCUUUUUUCCAGGACUGCAUCUCAGAGCAGGACCUCGAUGAGAUGAACAUCGAGAUCAUCCGCAACACGCUCUACAAGGCCUACCUGGAGUCCUUCUACAAGUUCUGCACCCUGCUGGGCGGGACCACAGCCGACGCCAUGUGCCCCAUCCUGGAGUUUGAAGCAGACCGCCGCGCCUUCAUCAUCACCAUUAACUCCUUCGGCACAGAGCUGUCCAAGGAGGACCGUGCCAAGCUCUUCCCACACUGUGGACGGCUCUACCCGGAGGGCCUGGCCCAGCUGGCUCGAGCUGAUGACUAUGAGCAGGUCAAGAACGUGGCCGACUACUACCCGGAGUACAAGCUGCUUUUUGAAGGUGCGGGCAGCAACCCUGGAGACAAGACCCUGGAGGACCGAUUCUUCGAGCACGAGGUGAAACUGAACAAGUUGGCCUUUCUGAACCAGUUCCACUUUGGUGUUUUCUACGCCUUUGUGAAGCUCAAGGAGCAGGAGUGUCGCAACAUUGUGUGGAUUGCCGAGUGCAUCGCCCAACGCCACCGCGCCAAGAUUGACAACUAUAUCCCUAUCUUCUAGUACCCUCGACGAAGGCUCCCCACAGUGCGUGUGUAUAUGUGUGUGCUGUGACAAAGCUCACGGCUCAUCUACCUGCCCUGGGGGUAGCACACUGUCCUUGUGGCUGCCCCGCUUCCCUGACCCUCUCCGAGACUGCUCUUGGGCCUGCAGGGGGGCUGGGCACCUGCUCCCCACACUAAGGAUGGACCAAGCCACCACCUCCAGAGCAAGGAGGCCCCCUCAGCCCUGUGUUUACAGCCACUGACGUGUCUGAGAAGCAUGUGGUCACUUUUGUGUCCCUCCCUAACCUGAGAACCCCUGGGGGCAGCGUGAACCUUCUCUUCCCUCAGUGGGCCCCCCAGAGCCAUGGCCAGGAUAAAGUGUGUGUGUUCUUGGGAAAUGAGGGAGUAGCUCUGCCCUUCCGAGAUAAUAAAAACUUCUCUAAGCCCA